AUGAAGAUCUUAACAAAAGAAGAAGAAGCCGCUCACUACCGGGCCGUCCUCCAAGGAGGUACCUUCGGCACCGUCAUCGGUCUCGUCGGCGGCUGGGCCGGCGUCAUGGCCGCUUCUCGCCGCUUCCACACAAUCCGCAACCUCACCCUACCCAUGAAGGCCUUCCUGGUGACUUCCUCGGGCACAUUCGUCGGUAUCAUUGCCGCUGACCACUCAUCGCGCCAAUAUGAGGCUGAGCGCAACGUCGGCUUGAAAUAUUUGGGCGAACGAGAGGAGCGACUCCGCCGCGAAGAAUUGGCGCAGAUGUCUCUAGGGAAUAGAAUAGGUGCCUGGGCUCGCGAGGAGAAAUAUAAGAUUAUUGGUGCUACUUGGAUUGCCUCGAUUGUGGGCAGUUUUGUGCUUGUGGGCCGCAAUCCGUACCUCACGGGCCAACAGAAAAUCGUCCAGGCGCGUGUGUAUGCGCAAGGGCUGACGUUGGCGGUUAUGUGCGCCAGUGCCGCUUUUGAGAUUCAUGAUCAGCGUAAAGGACAAGGGUUGUUGGAUACUGCGAAGAAGGGCCGCGAGGCGGUCAAGGAAGCCAAGAAUCAGCCUGCUGAGCUGCACCAUCAAAGACGCGAUGAAAACACGGAUUUGUGGCAGGAUAUGGUUGCUGCGGAGGAGCAGAAGCUCAAGUCGCGCCAUCAGCCAUUGUAUGAACAUGAGGAGAAGAAGGGUGCUGUGACGGAGGCUGUGAAGGCGAAGAAGGAGGAGAAGGCUCCUAAGGAAGCUCCUAAAGAAGAGGCCAAGGAAGAGAAGGAAGAGAAGGAAGACGAGAAGGAGGAACCCGAAGAAAAGGAUGAAAAGAAAGAAAGCAAGUAA
Messenger RNA from Talaromyces amestolkiae, 858 nucleotides. RefSeq lists its product as uncharacterized. The coding region runs from base 1 to 858 and encodes 285 amino acids. NCBI's taxonomy places the organism in Eukaryota, Fungi, Ascomycota, Eurotiomycetes, Eurotiales, Trichocomaceae. The record is from RefSeq and is a predicted model, not a curated record. Gene Ontology annotation, biological process: mitochondrial respiratory chain complex IV assembly. Gene Ontology annotation, cellular component: mitochondrial inner membrane. The transcript has 2 exons.